Messenger RNA from Spirometra erinaceieuropaei, 31625 nucleotides. Lineage: Eukaryota; Metazoa; Platyhelminthes; Cestoda; Diphyllobothriidea; Diphyllobothriidae. The record is from the annotation of a GenBank genome assembly.
AUGCCGAAUACCCGAUCCACCUCCGAUGCCCACUCCUCUAGCAUCGACCAGCUAACCGCCGCCUUAGGCAACCUUCUCACACGCACAUCUCCAGUGGCCCUGGAUUCCCCUAAACCCCCAAUAUACGAGGUCGGCGACAGCUUCUCGGACUGGCGAGUUCAGGCCGAACGCUACCUGGUGCAUUUACCGGCCGACCAACGAAUGGCCCAUAUUACGGGUCUAUUAGGUCCAACCGCCAAAAGACGCCUAAAUUAUCUGUGCGUCUCACCCCCUACAACCAUCAGCAACCUAUGGGCAUCGCUGGAAAGCCUUUUCGGUGCCCAGGAACCCCUUAUCGCCCUCCACAACCAAUUCUGCCUCCGCACACAACUGCCCGGUGAAAAUGCGGACUGCUACCUAGACGCCCUCUUCAGUCUCGGUAGCAGGGUCUUCCCAGACUCCCAAGUCUCUGACCAGGUCUUCUUACGAUUCGUGGGCGGUCUCCGUUCAGAAGACAUCAAACGGGAGUUUCGCAUCCGACCCCCUGCAAACCUUCUCACAGCCCUACAAACGACAAGGAUAUUCGAGUCCGCCCCACCACAACAAGAACCUCGCCGUGCUCCUAGCAGUCCCCAGGGGCAACUCAGACUAUCCGAUCGAAGACCGUCUUUCCCUCGUGCGACCAACAACACGAACGACUGCUGGUACUGCCAGCAAUUCAAGGAUCGUGCUCGCAAGUGCGGUCACAACAACCCUGCCGGUAAGACCCCUCCCACUAUCUUGCCCUCUCUUUCUUCCUCGCUACCCACAGAUCUCCCGCUGACAGUCACUGGCACACUUGAUGGAACCCCCGCCACCAUACUUAUUGACACUGGCGCCAUCCGGUCUGUGUUGCGGUCUCCCCAUAUUCCCAUUACACACUCCCCUCCUUCAGACAUUCAGUUAGUCACAGCUGAUGGUUCACCCCUGCGUUGCACUGGCACACGGCAAGUAUCCAUUGUCCUCCCCAUCUGCACUGCCGUACAUCCCAUGCUAGUCUCCCCGGACAUUAGAGUUGACGCCAUUGUCGGGUUAGACUUUCUCCGCGCCCACCAGCUUAUCAUCGACCCCAACAACCCGGCCGCAGUUCUGCUUUCCAGAUCAGCCAUCUCCAACAUCUCCGUGGAUGUCAGUACGCUAGACACUACCCCACCAAACGAACCGACGUCCAUUGACGAUCUGUUGACCCGUCAAGAAAUCCCCGUCACCUACCUCCGUCGCCUAAAGGAUACCCUUCUCCCAUUCCAGAGCGUGUUCACCUGGGCUGGACAACCGAUCGGGCGCACUGGACUGGUUCAGCAUGCCAUAAACACUGGUACCGCCGCACCACAACGACAACCCGCUCGCCGAAUUCCCAUCCAUUACCAAACGGAGCUUAACAGCAUAAUUUCAGACCUCCUUGCGCAGGGUAUAAUUGAACCCUCCAACUCCCCAUGGGCUGCCCCGGUUACGCUUGUUAAGAAAAAGGACGGACACCUACGGCUAUGCCUCGACUAUCGCCAGUUGAACAAAGUCACCGUGCGCGACUCGUUUCCGAUCCCGCGUAUUGAUGACACUAUCGACGCAUUAGUCGGUGCGUCUUGGUUCGCCAGCCUCGACCUCUCUCAUAGUUACUGGCAGAUAGAGGUCCGACCGGAGCACCGUCACAAGACGGCGUUCAUCCUCCCCACCGGGCUCUACCAAUUUAACACUCUGCCCAUGGGUCUUGCGAAUGCCACAGCCACGUGUCAAAGGUUGAUGCAGCUCGUCCUGAGGAACCUAUUACCACAGUCCUGUCUCGUCUAUUUGGAUGACAUUAUUAUCCACGGCAAGUCCGUCAGCCACCUCCUCCAAAACUUGAGCCUAGUACUCCAAGAGUUACAGACAGCAGGACUUACGAUCAACCCCAAGAAGUGCCAUUUCCUACAACGACAAGUGAGCUACCUUGGACACGUAGUAGACGAAACUGGCAUCACCCCUAAUCCGGAGAAAAUUCGGCAGGUACUCGACUGGCCGACACCACAAUCACAAACGGAUGUACGGUCGUUCUUGGGAUUGGCUUCCUACUACCGUCGUUUCAUUUACGGUUUCGCGAAUAUCGCCCUUCCGCUACAUCGCUUAACGGAAAAGGGUCGUUCUUUUGUGUGGACGGCAGAAUGUACACAAGCCUUUUUAACCCUCAAAAACGCCCUAACUUCCGCCCCCAUCCUUGCGCUCCCAGAUGGUGACGUGCAAAGCCCACCCUUCAUCCUCGAUACUGACGCCAGCGGAUUUGCUAUUGGCGCAGUGCUCAGCCAGAUCGCUGCGGAUGGACAUGAGCACGUAAUAGCGUACGCCAGUCAAUGUUUGGACAAGGUGCAACGGCACUACAGUACCACACGGCGGGAAAUGCUAUCCCUCGUCACCUUUGUCAAAAUUUCCGACACUUGCUGCUCGCUAAACACUUCAUCGUCCGCACCGACCACCAAGCCCUCAAAUGGCUCCGGAAUUUUAAGGAUGCAGAAGGACAAGUCGCCAGAUGGCGGGAGCUACUUGAAGAAUUUGACUUUGAAGUUCAAUAUCGCCCUGGGAAACGUCACAGUAACGCCGACACUCUCUCCCGUCCACCACUCCCCCCGACGAGGACACCGAACGACGCCUUUCCUGUGGCAGCUAUCCAAAUAUCACAGGCAGCCCAGGAGCAAUGGGCUCAAAUGCAAGCGUCCGAUCCCAAUGUAUCCCUCNCCCCCGUUUCCGUACCCCUUUAUUAUCUAACCCGUUAUUAUAAUAGUAUCCCAUUCAGACUAUAUUCUUCUAAUGUUUGAUGUGUGGCGUCUGCAUGCCGAUCACUGACGUACUAAUACUCAGUCCCCCGUAGGUCGUCACAAGGGUUUAGCGGCCGGUGCGAGAAGGGUGAGCGGUUUGGGUGCGUGAGCGGCUCUGAAUAUGUUGAGUGAGCCCGUAUAUGCCACAAAUCACGUACAUCCAAAUAUGGUAGAAUAAGAAUCAAAUGUGUAUGAACGUUACAUUAACGGCAUUCAAUUAGUGUUAUCAGUAAAUAACAGUUUACAAUAUAUUCCUAUAGGAAUACGUAAAGACGCCGCACUACAGGCUGGCCGGUAUUUAGAAAAAUGUUCCAAUUAACCAGCAAGAUGACUGGCAGGGAGUGUAGCGCCGGCGGCAGCCAUAGGAGAAGAUCGCGCUAUAUCUGCCUACCUAUUCACCUAUAUAGGUGAAUAGGUAGGCAGAUACCUAGAUAUCUAUAGAUGUAUCUCCCUUAAGGGAGAUAGAUGCCCGCCUCUGCAAAGGGGAGUCAAGGAAGCCGACCGUCAACAGCGCAAAAGGUCACACCGACCUCGUCCUUGCUCGAAGUGUCGUUCUCAACAAUCGAAAUAAAACCCUUGUUUGGGUUGUGCGUUACAAUCUGGUGACGGCCUACAUGGACCCUGGUAAAAGGGUGUCGGGGGCGUCUGCGUACAAACACAUUGACUAGCUUUGAUAGUGAAAUAGAAGGUGAAAGUAGUGUUUGAGCCAGACACGGUAGGACGAUGAGAAGAAAUAAUGAGGAUGACGGGGAAACGCUGCUGGCAGGGAGUUGGAUUGCAAAAAGGGACUCCCGAAGAAAUCCCCAGCUUCUAACACAUUACGCAAAGAGAGCAGUGUUACGAACGCCACGUCUAGUAGGUCGCGUUUCCAUCACCUGACCGCAAUCGAACCUUUCCUACUGCAAGUUAUUUUUUUCCCUUACUCGUCUAAGCCUCGCUGUGUUCAAGAUGUCAUCCAAUUGUACAUCUGGUCCAUAUUCGUAUUAUUAAUAUUGAAUCUUCAUGAAUGGUGUGUGACGUACGUUCCUCUCCGUAUCCGAUUCUCCUAGUCGCUAACCUUUCCGAUCAGCAUUCGACUUAGCGAGCUUUUAUUUUAGCACUCGGAUCUAUCUCUAUAGAAGCGGUCAUAAUAUUAUUUAGAAAACCGUGUCCCCCGAAACCUGGUUGAAAAAUACCAUUACUACGUCCUUUUAUAAUUUCACUCCUAUCCUCUUAACAGUAGUCGUGUUUGCGACUGAAAUGUCUAUUAAGCGGAAGAAUUGUAUCUUGCAUCUGGCAGUGUAGCUCCUCAACCUACAUUUAUUUUUCUGGCUGUCUGUCUUGACCAUGCUAUGUGUUUCCAUUGCAAAAAUCUGACCUGUUUUGUUGAAGUAAGUGUGGGAAAGUCGUGCGAUUAAAAUUUUUACCGCAUUUUAGAUCAUACUGAUCUCUUAAGUUUUAAUUCGACUGAGACACACGAGAUUGCCCGAUAGGACCCCCAGUUCAUCCGCUAUCUACUUCCUUGGCACUUUUCCAGCCAGAACAGUAAGCCCUACUAAAGACUGUCUCCGUAAGACCACUGUUAAGGACCGAUGACUGCGUUUUACACGGUGACUGUAUUCAUAUACAUCAACACACUGCUUGCAUUAUAAUCUACGAUAAGGGAAGUUUAGCUUACCUAUCUGCUGGUUAAUGCUAACCCUCAUUUUAUGCAACAAUAUCUCUGUUUACUUUCAGAUCUCGCGAGCGAAAUGGUAGAAGAGGACAGUCCGAAGAUUGACUACGACAGUCUACCACUGACUCCGACGUGUCUGGUACCUUAUGGGCAUCAGAUUGGAGGUCAUGGUACCGGACAUUCGAGCGAUUCUAAGGACUAUCAGCGUAUGUUUCUUUGCGCUGUACGUAAGCUAAUAUGCCAUGAUUUUCUGCAAUAAAUCAAAACCAUGCUCCACCCCCUCACAAUAACAGAGAUGUCUGCAAUUCUCAAGUUAUUUACUUACAUUGUCGUCCAGAAGUAGACAAUUUAUCGACUGUGAAUAAAUAGCGACAAUCUCGGAUUUGCUAACCGACCAUUUCUUUCGACCAAUCAUUGUUCUGUAACGUGUACGUCCAUAUCCGAUUUAGCAGGAGGAUGCAGAUGGCCUUCGCAGAAGGUAUUUAUUCUGUUCAGGGCAUCAAUCUGCGUGUUAAAUCGUACCUGAGAGGGUAUAUCGUCGCGGUCUCAAAUGGCUCGGCAGCCCCCUUUACUCGCCUACAAGCUUUAAUUUAGAAACGCGUGCUUUACUGUGGUGACGUGAGAGCGUUGAUUUCGGUGCUGUAGUUCCUCUGAUUUGCACAAUCGCUUUUCGCAUAUGCAUGCCAACCUCUUUUCUUGCAUCCGUUUCCAACGGAAUUCACUUCCGCUGCGCUACUCCCAAUUUGACUGAAGCUUGUCCUUCGCUUUCUUAACCUCAGCUCCAUCCCAUUCUCGUUUGUAGUAUUGCUACACCCUGCGACCAAUACUAUAUUCAAGCCCCUACAGAAGGGAUCGAGGGGACUGAAAGAGGUCGACUUCUAUCUUCGCGCUUUCGCGCCGGACGCCCCUCCUUCGCUAGUUAAUCUACGACCGUUCCUCCCAGCCUUUCACGGUUUGUAUCGGUCAAGCGCUGGAGGUGUGUAUCUAUUUUGAGUCAAAUUUGAUUGGCAAACCCCAUGAAAGUAGCUUUUGACCUUAGUUCUAACAUAAGUGACAGUUAAUUUUUCAAUACGCACUAUAUGAAAUAGGAAAACUUGUAUAGCCGGAAUAAUUAUCUCCGGGAGACGUCCAACUGCCAACCUCCCGAACUUUGCGUUGCCUAACCACAAGGGCAGGCACCUCGACUGUAUUUCAGUUGUGGUGCAUUCGUUAUUAAUUUCGGUAGGUCUGCAAUUCGACCCCAUCCGCCGACAGCUUUUCCGGCCUCGAAGGUCUUUUCUUAUCGCCUGUGCCAAACAAACAUUUACGGAUAACAUGCCUACUCGUGUGUAUUAAGUAGCCCAUUUAUUGAAGGUUUAAUUUCAUUGGGCUCGGUCGCGAUGCGAUCCCCUCGCCUCCGAAUAUUUAUUUUAGCGGUAAACCUAAAAAACGGAGGAGAUGCUGGCAACCGCCGCUUCAGACUUAUUGAUGUCACCUUUGGCCAAUCGUACCCCCGAUCAACACACGGGAGCUCAUGUACGGCGCUCAUGGUUCACAGGCGAAAUCAAACCCUACUAUAAUAGCCGAAGCUCCAGCUGUGUUUUCCAUCAGUCUGUCACCACUCGAGUAAAGCGGACGGAUAUUAAUCCCACCAUGGCUUAGACAACACUGAUUGGCCUUUUCAGAGCGUUGCGAUCUGUCAGAAAAAAAAUCGCAACUUGAGAGGCAUACAUAAAUGCCGCGGAUAAAAUAAAGCCAGUUAGUUCUCUAGGAGAGGAGGUUGAGAAGGAGUUGCUUUCGAAAUGAAUGAUAAACCUGAUGCGCAUGCCCCUUGCAGCAGCAACAACCUUUAUAGGCAGUGCGAAGAAGAGGACACUUUAGUAGUACCGAGGAGCGCGGUGUCAUCCUGCCUCCAAUGCUUCAGAAGAAUGAGCACACCAGUUCGGGGAGAUCAGCUUUGUUCACUUACUUUGGGGAGGCAUUUUUUGCCUCUGCCGUCGCAACCUUGCCGUUGCAGGCUUGUCGGCGACCCUGCCAAGUCUAGCGAACGUCUGGGCCAAAACGAAGGGCCCUUCUUGCAAAUUGCGAGUGAGAUUCACUUAACCAGCCACUGUGAUCAGUGUCUACAAGCUGCAAACCUGGCAGCGGCUGGCCAGAAUUGCGUCUAUUUCGGUCGAUGCUUACUCGCCGCGUCUAUUGUUGCAGUCUGAGUGGUUAGGCGCUCUACUUUCUUCUCCGUACAAAAGAGCUUGUGAAUCAGUUACAUGUAUAGCUGACGUCAAUAAAUCUGCCCUACUUGCUGAAGGAAACACGGGAGGAUCCCGUGUGACUCAGCUGGUGGAGCGUUGGCCUGUGACCGCGGGGUUGGCUGACUGACGAUGACUGACAAGUCAGAAACGGCAAUCACAGUCUCUCUCUCUCCUUCUCUCGCCUUGCUGGCAAUACCUCCAGGGUUGUUUUAGUACAUUCCGUCAGGCGAUGUUUAAAUGCGUCACUUUUUUCGUCCUAAUCCCAUUUUAUCGGGCACACCGCUGGAGACGCCAGAAGUGGUAAACUGCAGGUCUUCCUAUGGUCUCUUUUCACCUUCCCUCGGAUGUUUGUUUCGCGGUUUCAUUAUUUUUAGAGUUGCGAAAAUUCCCAUAGCUGUAGCCAAAAGAUGAGGUGACGAGCAUACGUAGCUUUCGAUAAAUUCUCAUCGGGCCAGUACAGUUAUAUGGGAACGGGGUAGAAGUAAAACAUGUCAGCGAUGAGAUAAAUCGAUAAAGGUCCUCCUUAAAACACAGGCGGAGUGUGGGAAUGAGAGGGAGGGGAGGGGUGUUAUAGCAGUCACUGUCAGGGGCGGGGUGAGAGCGGAAGGGCGUGGAGAGUUGCAGCGUUAAUCGUCCUUCGACCACUGUAGGCGCGGAGCCUGAACGUGGUUCUUCUGUGUGCAUAAGAUUGGCUUUCGUAGCCUAGUGGCGGCCGCUUCUGCUGUCGCUGACAGGCGCUGACCUAGUAGCUUAGGGUAGCUCGAUGAGACCUUAUAAAUCACGCGAAAGGCUUCGUUGGGGUCCACACGAUGUCCGGAAUCGACAACAUGCGCGAGAUUGGCACUGCUUAUGCUCCUCGUUUCGCCUUUUCCCAACCAUGGCGGGAGGUGUUCCCGAAUUCUCUUGGAUAAGCGCCGACUCGUGCGACCACUAUAACCUGCUCCACAGGAGCAAGUGAAGGAAUAUAUGCACAUUGAGGUGGUCUGCGGUGGCAACUUAUCCUUACCUUCUCCGCGUAAAAUAGGGUUAGUAGAGAAGGAUAUUUAAGCCCUUGCGACUGGGAAGGUUCGCGAGACAGCUUGAUCAUAGCGCCUCCUUAGGAGUUCACUCGCAGCGUCCCCUUGAAAAGGGACUUUGAGGAUCAAAGUUUUCUUUUCGGCGCACAUUAUUUUUGACGCUGUAAACACAAUACUCCCUUUCCACAUGUUGCUGCGCUGUCAAGUCGAAAAACACUGUUUACUGGCUGCGAAUCAGGAAUAUUAGGCAGACCAAUUGAUAAAUUGAGGGCGCCAACAGCGGUAGCCCUUGGGAGUCGAAGAUGACCCUUGUCACUGCGUGUGUUUGUGAUUUACUUCACGAUCCUUAGUUGUAGCUACUAGUAGGCGUAUUACAACUUGACCGUUGUCGUUGCUAUCGCUGUUGGGAGUAGUGCGUGCUGGCCUAGGACUCCGAACGCCAUAAGGAUAGGCAAACCAGCAUGGCCCCUUCGUCGUUAGAUGUAUAGUGCGUGACCGAUCUUAUGAAAUGUUGGACAAAAUUCUGGAAUGCGUUUCCGAUGAGGAAGGAUUACUUAAGUAGGGUUAUUAUGCCGAUUAUCAUGCAGCAUAACCCUAUAAAAUUUCGGACUCGCCAGGAUGUCGGCUUUUGAGUGCACUUCUUUUUGGCCCCUGCAGAAGCCACACUCGGCAGAAAGUGACUACUUAAGUAGUAUGCAGUUUUCCUAUUGAUUUGCGAUAGUCAUAAAUUCAAAUAUAUUUUGUGGAAAACAUGCACAAAAAUGUGCUUUCUUUUGCUCAUUUGGUAGGAACUCACAUUGUAUUUAUAUUUUAUGCCCGAAGAAAGUGCUUAUUUAGGUUUUAAAAAAGUUUUUAAUGAUGAGAUUUUUAAGACCGCGCGAUGCCCAUGCAUAGAAGACCGCACAUGUCCGUUUACUAAUGCUUCUCAUGAAAUGUACAACACAGUCCGGAUCCAUCGUAAAUUUCAUGAAUUCUAUGUGAUAUCUUCUUAAAGGCGUAGAGGAGUGUAUGAUUUUCCUUACGCGGAAAGCAUGCACCUUGUCGACUGAAAUUGCUAAACGCUGAUGCAAUGGCAGAUCAGGCUGAAGAUUAUUCGGGAAUUUGGAAACUUUUUUAAAACCUAAAUAUAUACUUUCUUCGGACAUAAAUAUAAAGACAAUGUGAUUUCCUACCAAAUGAGCAAAAGAAAGCACAUGUUUGUGCACGUUUUCUAUAAAAUAUAUUUGAAUUUAUAUGAUUAUCGAAAAUUAAUAGGAACAAUGAAUGCUACUUAAAUAGUCAUUGGGGUCGAAAAUGACCUUUGUCACUGCGUGUGUUUGUGAUUUACUUCACGAGCCUUAGUUGUAGCUGCUAGUAGGCGUCUUACAGCUUGACCGUUGUCGUUGAUAUCGCCGUUGGGAGUAAACAAUAGGAGUGAGUAGUGUGUGUUGACCCAGGGUUCCGAACGCCACAAGGAUAAGCAAACUAGCAUGCCCCCUGCGUCGUUAGAUGUAGUACGUCGAGUCGCGGUCGCGUAGCUCACCCCCGGGGUUGGAGCGUUGUGAGCAAUGUUGCUGGACUUCGUGUGAAUGUUGUUGUUGUUGUUGUUGUUGUUGUUGUUGUUGUUGUUGUUGCUGCUGCUGCUACUGCUGCUGCUGCUGCUGCUGCUGCUGGUAAAGUUGUCGUUCGUGGCGGUUGAACUGUUGUCGAAUUUUGAUGUUUCCUGAAAUUAAGCAGGAGACUUCAUCCGAUUGGCAACGACCAUGGGUCCUGUGUGUGUCGAUCAGUUCAUGUGUUGCCAUGUCUGGCAUCCUUGUUCGUUGCGUCCAGGGGGCAUCAGGCGAGCAGUUCCAGGCGCAGUCACUCGACCGACUUCAACUCGGACGCACACACGUCCACAGACUCGCAGCUGCCCAUGCGCCACCUGAUCAUACCACGCCCUGGAAACACACCAAGAGUUACGUGAACAGCACCAGUUGGACACCUCUUCAACUUGCCCCAUAAACCUGCAAAAGCAGCUGCCACCACAGUCUCAAGCCAACACUAGUCCUGGCUUCGCGGCGGCCGCUGCCACCCGAGAGGGCAUCCCCAUACACAGUAUAGCUCUCAUUCUCGCAACUUCUGUUUUUUUCUUACAACUCGGAAUUUUUCCUGAUGAUUGCAACGCUCUGCGUACACUUAUUUGCUAAACGUGCCCACUGUUUUGCCAAUGUUGGUGGUCAGCUCGGAGUUCUGCAUGUCCGAUUACUCUACAGUGGCAAUGCGUGCCCAGUCAGUCGUCCUUGACGACUUCGGUACGCGUCUAAAAGUUCCCGGCAAGCGUCUAUUGCCAUAGCAGAGAGUAUUAGGCUGAAGAGUGUUACAAAUGGUCCCUUACUUAACCCCACCCCGCUCGCCACAGCGAAAGAAUCCGAGGUCGAUCCGCUGUUGAGAACGUGGGCCUGCAUGCAAGCACUUUUCUGGACACCCAGAAUCCAUUUGGAGACCUUUGUCAGAUCAACGUACGUGCCGAAGCGGUCAGCCCUGUAGCACUUUGCUUGCAGUUUAUUGAACUGUGAGGAUGAUUUCAAUUGUCCUACAACAUUUGUGGAAUCCACACUUGUGUAUCCAUCAGAAGUCCGUUUUUCCUGCUUCGAGGCCAGGCAGGGUGAGUGUGACAACUUUUCUGAUGGUUUCGCGUUCGCUUGUAGAAGUGGAAAAUUUCCUAGCGUCCUUAAAGCCCUGACAUAUGAUUCCACAUUUUCUCCGUCCUCAGUAGGGGAUCGAGUUCAGCAACAAGUGCACCCUCAUGUUGUACCGAUCGACUCCUCCCUCUCCACCUUCCCCCCCCCUUCUUCACCAAGUUCAAGGUCAUUCUGUUGGUCUGUAUGUGCACGUAUGUCUACGUGGGCUUAAUCUGCACUUCAACCGCCACGUACAGGUGCAUGGUUUGCAAGAGGACCAUGGCAGAGGCGUGUGAUGUCACAAGUGUGGACUUUCUGUGCCUGUCAGAUUUCUUUAAAAUAUUCUUUAGACGGACUGAAGUAGCAGUUCGUAGCAUAUUUACCGUACGUAACUGGCACACCCUGGGGGGCCGGGAACACCUCGAUUUCGCAUCUGAGUGAGGUUGAGUAGUCCUGAUCGCGGCUGAAAAUUGGGAAUUCCAUGCUCUUUAUCCAUAAACGCUGGGGAGAUCAAACUGUUUUCGAGCUGCAUACCUCGCCUGAACACGAUACCCUUCGGGAUUAACAACUGUCAGUCGGAAUACUUCGGAACAGUGCUGCUUCCGAAUGGGACAGCGCAAAGACAGCAUUUUUUCCAUAGUCGCAGGCUUUUCACAAUCUUCAGACGGCAUCUAUGAUCGACGCGAUAUCACCAUCGUCACAAAGGUCCUCGUGUACGGGGCACCCGUCCAGUCAGUCCUCUACGGCCAUGAAUGCUGGAGGUGCUUGUCAACCGUUGCCUGGAAACCAUCCUUCGAGGGUGAAAUAAACUGACUUGGUUUCGAGGUAGACAGUCCGCACUGGCUGCGACAUCGCGGAGACAUCUUGGGCCAUCGAUGAAAGACGGCUUUGGACACGUUCGUCGCCGUCCGCCUCAUGAUCUAAGCGUUGUUGCCUUCGAUCCGACAUCGUUGCCCACCUGGAGGUGUCACCAAGACGUCGAAGUUGUGCUUGAGCCUUUUGUAUUGGGCCUCCGUCGCUGGAGGAGGGAAUGGGUGAGGCUGUUGCAGACCACUCACGACACCAUCGAGGUCGACUAAGUCAGACAUGAUCACAGCGUUACCAAGCGAUGCUGAUGAUGAUGACGACGACGAUGAUGAUGGUGCUGGUGAUGAUGAUGAUGAUGAUGAUGAUGAUGAUGAUGAUGAUGAUGAUGAUGAUGAUGAUGACAGAGUCAAGAACACCGGAGGCAGGGAGGGCGCGGGUAGAUGGUGGACCCGCAGCUUGGCGUUCCACCCUCCCCCCCUGGUCCACAACAAACACUUGACCGGGAUUUUGACCAACAACAACACCAGGAAAGAUGUGGAUGACUGGGCAGCCAUGUACCAAGUUCAAGUAGUAAGAUCGCAACGACAUUUCGACCGUUUUUGCUGACGUAGUCCACCGUGUGCACUAUAGCACGGUGCCGAAGGGACCGUAACUUGCGCGGGAUUUAGUUUUGUUAUAAUAGUGGACUUGCGAUACAUCUACUGCACCCUACCCCCCCACCUAGGUCCCGCGUCAAGACGAAGUCGAGAGGGCACAGGUGGCUGAAGCUGUGCCUAAGCGUGCCAGCUCGGAUCCCACGGAGUGGAAGUGCCAUAGAGGUCGCAUUAAGAAGGAGCCAUUGCAGCCUGACUCGUAGACCAUCGGUCGGCCGCUCUUCACACUGGGCCGACUGCGAGGUCCACGUUAUCCGGCCAGUUCACAACCUCCCAAGCCCCGGCCCUCGGCACACCGUGAUAGAUUUAAGCCUGUCAGGUUGCAUAUAGUGAGGAAAAUGCGCUAAGGCCUCGAUCUUGCUCCCUAUUCGCAUUCCCAGGCCCCAGUCCCUGUCCGACCCGGUCAGUGGUGUUAGUGACCUCAUCUGCGUGUGCCACAUAUACGACCUGCCCCCCUCCCGAGCACAAGUGUCAGGAUUUCGCACAGAUGGGGGUAUGUGUUUAUGGCUCAGUGGUGCAGCUCUGGACUGACCUCGGCUCAAGUCCCAGGCCUUCUCAGCCGGGAGUUGACCGGGUUGGCUGUCUGAUGACUGCGAAUAAACCAGAAACCGCUAUACCAGUCCCUCUUUUGUAGAAAGACUUUCUUGCUUAUUUACGGUUUGGCCCUCUGAUCGCUCAACUCCUCCCCCUCGUCUGUCUAGUCAUCUAUCUGGCCCUGGAGGACGUUCUGGCAUCCCUGCAGAAUCCCAGCGUCUGCGACCUCAAGAUGGGCACCGCUGCCUGCCCACCCGACGUGGAUGCGGCAAAGAUACGCUCCGAAAAUGCCAAGUAUGCACACCGCGCCACCGUCGGCUUCCUGCUCACCGGAAUGAAGGUAUGUACAGACCAUGGAUGCUGGAGGUUUUUUCCUUGUGUGAAAUGACGCCCUGCUACCGAUCGGCUUGAUUUGAAGACAGAGGCGGCUGUUUGACAGUCCUCUUGCUGGUGCCCGCCCGUCGGCUGACAUCGGUGGAAUCCAUAUCGGUGACAGAGACGGCGAGGCAUCAGUACAACCAGAUGCUCUACGAACUGAGCUACAUGGUCAGUUAAAAAAGGGUUCAUUUAGGUAGUUUGGAUGGCAGUCAUCCGAGGAAGUGGUAUUAAGCUGAGGGCUAACUUAACCUCCGCAGCUUUGAGUUUAAUGCCGAUUCUGUCUACUCCUGUCAACGGGGGGUUCGUGAACCCUGUCCUUACUCUGGCAUCUUUUUUGUGAACUUUUCCCUGCAGGUGUACGACGAGGAAAGGGGUGAACACCUCAGCGUGCCCCGCUACUUUGGCAGGGGUCUUGAUCUCGACGCCGUUUAUUGUUCCGGUACGUCCACCCUGAUCCUGCCUCUUCAACUGUUUACUUCUCUCCUCUCACCCUAAAAGCUCGAUCGUCAUAAGCGACGACUUCCACGCUCGCCGGCAACGUGCGUGUGAAUUAGUUUGUGGUGGGGCAGAUUUGCGCAUCAUCUACCUCUCCCCCCCCUCUCUCUCUCUCUUUCUCUCUCUCGCUCUCUCUCUCUCUCUCUCUCUCUCUCUCUCCUAUCUUGCACUAGUGGCAAAACGACGUUGCUGCGAAGAUCUUCGCUAUUGUCCUUCUAAGGCGAUUCCAGGCUGUGUGUGACUCAAGGACGGGGCCCAACCAAGCCGGAUUUCGUGCUGGACGUGGAUGCGCAGACCAGGUAUUCACCCUGAGGCGCAUUCUCGCAUUUCGCCAUAGCUACCAGCAACCGACGGCCGUCUGCUUCGUUAACUUUGCCGCCGCGUUCGAUUCCGUUCAUCGUGAGUCCCUGUGACGGAUAAUGGCGCUAGAUGGUGUACCGGCAAAAAUAAUCGCCAUGAUCAAGGCUUAUUAUCGCUCCACUAUUGCGAGAGUCCUGGUCCGCAACGAUCUUACCCAACCGUUCGGCUUUCGGUCUGGUGUCCGACAGGGUUGUAUCCUGUCACCCAUUCUGUUCAACUAUGCUAUUGACUGGAUCCUCGGGAGGGCCCUACGCGAGGGUGACGGCGUUGAGUUUGCACCCGGACACCGACUGACUGAUCUCGACUAUGCCGAUGAUAUCGCCUUACUUGCUUUAAGUUUUGGCGAUCUGCAGUCUAUGGUGUCACGGGUGAACGAGGUCGCUAAAUCGGUUGGUUUAUCCAUAAACGCUGGGAAGACCAAAUUGUUUUCAAGCUGCAUCCCUGACGUGGAGAGGGUACCCCUGGGGAUUGAUGGCUGUCAACUUGAACAAGUAGACAGUUUUAAAUACCUCGGGGCGAGGCUGCUGCCUAAUGGACAAAGUAGGGACGACAUUGUCUCCCGAAUUGAUGCUGCCCGCUGGGUUUUCCCAAAGCUUCGGAAAUGCCUAUGGAUCCGACGUGACCUCUCCAUCGCCACUAAGAUUCGUGUGUACCGUGCAUCUGUCCGGUCUGUCCUUCACACGGUUGUGAAUGCUAGGCUGUGCGCGUGGAGGACGAACAAAAACUGGAGGUAUUUGACCACCACUGUUUGAGGACCAUCCUUCGAGUGAAGUUCACCGACAUCGUCUCAAAUGAGACAGUCCGCGCUCGCUGCGACAACAUUGCAAGGAUAACCCAGGCCAUCCACGAAAGACGACUGAGGUGGUUUGGGCAUGCUCUUCAUCGUCCACCUCAGGAGCUCAGUGUUACUGCCCUCGAUCCGGCACCGUUUCUCCAUUGGAGGCGUCGAAGAGGGGAUCAGUUCAAAACCUGGAUCGGCACAGUUCGUCAAGAGAUGGAGGUGGUUCUUGGACCUUCGGUAUUCGGUCUACGUCGUUGGCGAAGGGAAUGGGUUGAGCUGUCCAGAUCUGCUGCCGCGGAUCGUCAUGCGUGGAGAGGUACAGUUCGGGACGUCAUCGAGGCCGGCUAGAUCAGGCAUGAUCGCAGCCGUAUCAAGUACAAGUACGGGGGGUGGCGCGGGCUGGUAGUUAAGCGGUCCCUCUACGCGUGCCACGCACGGCCUCGCCCCCCACAGCAUGUAGUAGGCUUCUGUCUAGGCGGAUGGGAUAUCAUAUGGGUGGGAACGUCUUAGGGGCCGCAUUGAGAAGCAGCCAUCGCGUCAAUUGACAGCCUUCCAGGACACGAUUCAAGCGCUGCAGAUUUAUUAUUAGCGAAGAAUGCGCUGACUUCUUCUCCGGCCUCAGCCUCACUCUCUCUCUCUUGUUUUCCUCUCAUGUAUCAGUCCAAGUCUCUCGAUCAAAUAGUGACGGGAUGGUGAGCACUGGUAGGGGAGGGGAGGGGGGACGCAUCGAUUGCGUCAAGGAACUAACUCCUUCCGCUGUGUCUCUCCGGAAUCCCACCAGCAGCCGUACAUCGGCGCGUAAUACAGGCAGGGCAACGAGUUCGUGGCUCAGUGGUUAGGGCGUUGGACUUCUUACCAACAGGUCGUGAUUUUGAGCCUCGGGGACUGCAUACUUUGUUAUGGCUGGCUGAUGAUGGCAAACAGGCCAGAAUUGGCCAUUCCAGCCGGUAAGGUUAUUGUGAGCAGCGACUUCCAGGGCUAAACACCCCGUCUAUGUGUGCCACACGCGGCCCGACGUAGGAGUUUGGCCGACUGUGGUUGCCUCCCCUCCCUGCUGGAGGCAGGUAAUCACCAAUUUGAGGUCAUUAUAGAGAGCGUCUACAAGGUUGUGUGACUCCGGCCGACACUCUUGGCCAGCUUCAUCACUGUACCGUCGUGGUUGGGCAGUUGGUUGUUGGGCGGUAAAGGAUCCGAUCGACGCCACAGACCUUCUUGAGGCCCAACCAUUACGCACAGAUUAUAACCCCCAGGCCGUCCAGAAACUCCGUUAAGCCGUCCCUCUCCGAACGGCGGUUGUGCAGGGCGGAUGGGUAGUGAGAUUAUUUGACAGACUUGAAGGUAGACUUCUCCGGCACACAGUGGGUCGAUAUUCAAGAAGUCUGCCGUGGGACCGGGGGGGGGGGAGAGGACUCCUGACUAGAUCGCAGUUGGUAGUCAGGCCCCGUAUUACAGGUGGCGGGAGUUUGUUUACUGGGGAUUUUUUGUGGGGCUACAUAAUCACAUCUGACCCAUUUGGCUUCCGUUUUACGUUUGAGGUUAGGAUUGGGGUACCGGUUAAGGGUGUCCGAUUUUCGGGUUAGGGUUAUGCCACUAAGGCUUAGGUUUUCGGGUUACGGUUAGGGUUUGAGUUUACGACUAGGUUUCAGUGUUACGGUUAGGUUUUAUAGUUAGGUCUAUGUAUAAGGGCUACGGUUACGUUUACGAUUUCGGUAAGGCUUAAGGUUAAGGUCGCCGCCCGCUUCCCCAUUCCGGACUCCUAACUGGAAUGCGGGCAACAUUCGCCAUGCCGUACUGACGGUGUGGUCUGUGACCUUUUUGCGGGCGACCGACUUGUCAGACCGGUCUCCAGCCAAACCUACGGGUAUCACCGUCUUAACUUUAGUGGUCGGUUUUGAAGUCGAGCCCCGCUGAAGGCCGUUUUACUGUCCGCGACCUGUGGCGGCGCCCCAUUCCACGCAGCCACGCAGUGAGGGGGGAUCACUGUCGCAGUUCCAGGAGCCGUCUACUGACAGCACUCAGCUUUAGCAACCUACCUCGCAGCUGUUCCGUCAGACCAAAACGUGGCCAAAGUGGUCCAUGCACGCGUCAGCCGAACUGUUAAUCGAUGUCCGGUUUCAAACUCAACGCCGUCACCAGUUAUUGUGAGCAGCGACUUCCAGGGCUAAAGAACCCGUCUAUGUGUGCCACACCAGGCCCGACGUGAUUGCUCUCCGCUGCUGGAAGCAGGUGAUCACUAAUUUGAGGUCAUUAUCGAGAGCGCCUACAAGAUUGUGUGACUCCGACCGGCGUUCUUGGCCAGCUUCAUCACCAUACCGUCGUCAUAGCCUGUUAUUGCGGGCAGUAAAUGAUCCUAUCGACGCAACAGGCCUUCGUGGGGUCCAACCACUGCGCACAGAUUAUAACCCUCAGACCAUCCAGAAACUCGUUAAGCCGUGGCUCGCCGAACGCAGUGAGAUUAUUUGACAGACUUGAAGGCAGACUUCUUCGGCACACAGUGGGUCGAUAUUCAAAGAGUCUGCCGCGGGACCGGGGGGGACUCCUAACUGGAACACGGGCAGCAUUCGCCAUGCCGUACUGACGGCGUGGCCCGUGACCUUUUUACGGACGACUUGCCAGACCGGCCUCCAGCCAAACCUACGGGUAUCACCGUCUUAGCUCCAGUGGUCGGUUUUGAAAUCGAGCCUCGCUGAAGGCCGUUUUACUGUCCGCGACCUGUGAGGGCGCCCGAUUGCACGCAGCCAGGCAGGUCAGUCUUCUGGGAGGGGGGGGGUCACCGUCGCAGUUCCAGGAGCCGUCUACUGACAACACUCAGCUUUAGCAACCUACCUCGCAGCUGUUCCGUCAGACCAAAACGUGGCCAAAAUGGCCCAUGCACGCGUCAGCCGAGCUGUGCGCUGAGGCUGGAGGCUCAUGUCUGCCGGCGCGUUCAGUUCCAUCAUCCACCGGCAGACAGGCGCCGGGGCAUUCCUCACUGCUAACAAAUCUGACGCUCCCUAAACCUGUCGCAACACGCGCUAUCCGCCGUCGUGGCCUGAAGGGCGGUCAACUGACGGGUCAAAUUGCCGUAGCUCCUUUUUGAUACGAGCCCGUUAGACGGUGGCCUCAAGCCACACCAGUUCACUGCACCCAAUCCCGGCUGGGCUUGUUGCGUCUAAAGCAGAGGAUGUACUCAGGAGCGCCAUAAUAAUCACGGUUCAAUCCAAUUAUUGGAGGAUAAGGGGAAGGUCACCAGUAGACGUCGUGUAUUUUGCUUGUUGGCGACCGGCUUAGCGCCUCUGUCCGCUAGGGUGAUGCAGGCGUCAGUGAAUAAACGUCACGUGCGAGUCAGUCAGUGUCAGCUGAUUGGGUGGUAGCCGAGUUUUUGGCCGCCUGUGAUUGGCUGUCCCAGAGACUGCAGUCGUGUCCGACAGCUCGAGAACUGUGAUCACAUGACUUCUAGAGCGCCAAAGGCGGAAGGCGUAUGCGCGCUUGAAGCACCCUGCAGACUUGGUUCGGAGAGGCCACUGGAGACGGUGGGGAGAUCGGCCGAUUCGGCGCUUAUUUUUGUCAUUAAUAGUCGUGGUUCUUGGGUUUACCACCUGACGGGGUCAGCAAAACCUGCUUCCUAAUAUAGUCCUUACGGAACUCAUUUGUGCGAGGUGCCACACCCCCUUCUUUCCUUCCUUCGAGGCUUGGACGAGAUCGUAUCUGACGCUCGCAUAGUGCCCACGCCCACCCCUGGCCUUCUCGGUUUUGUUUUGCUAGUGCGUAUGAGGUAGAUGCGUCACAAGUCGCUCCAACCCUCCUCUGGAACAGUCGAGAAGUGUAUUGCUUGCCAAUAGAAGCGAAAAGACGAGUCCCAGGAAGCAGCCUUGAAGAAGAAGAAGACACGAUCGCCGGGACAAGAGCUUUAUUAGCCUGACGUUUCGGAUUCCUGCUCGAAUCCAUCAUCAGAGACAUAAGCAGAUAAGGGUGGUUCAUGCACAUGUGGCUGCAGUAUUUAUAGGAUGCCGUAGCCAUGCCACCGCAUACCUAUGAAUGUUCACGGCUCCCUCCCCUUCAUUAGGGAUCGUUGCACGUGGCGUGAUGGUCGAUAUUCGCGUCGUUAAUUGCUGCGAUUUCAUCACGUGCGUUGGAUGUUGGUGUGAUGAUUGCUCGACCAUCUGACGCGCUGACCCGGGUGUUGGGAAGAGUGUUCAUCAGGGCGCUCCCCGCGUGGCCAAUUUCUCCGCCUAGACGAAGUCUCAGCACGCUGUAUUGAAUGGGAAGAUCAUUGCACUUGUUAAUAGACUGGGGGCCAGUGAACCAUGACUCAAGCAGCUCCCGGCUCACGAGGUUGUCACCUUUUGCGAGAAUUUCGGCCUCGUCAAAUUUGAAUGUGUGGCCGGAACCCGUCGAAUGAGCCGCAACUUGAGAGCUGGCGUCAUUUCUCCGCACUGCUGCAGCGUGUUCGGCCAUUCGCGUUCGGAGCUGUCUUCCGGUUUCUCCGACGUAGUUGCUUUGUCCGCAACUGCACCAGAUCCGUAUGCGGUGGCAUGGCUACGGCAUCCUAUAAAUACUGCAGCCACAUGUGCAUGAACCACCCUUAUCUGCUUAUGUCUCUGAUGAUGGAUUCGAGCAGGAAUCCGAAACGUCAGGCUAAUAAAGCUCUUGUCCCGGCGAUCGUGUCUUCUUCUUCUUCAAGUGUAUUGCUUGUUGUGGAGAAACCAUCGGACAUUGUUGUAUUUCUUUAAACUAGCGAAAUUCCUAUGUUUGCCCUUUUUGUAGAAGACGGACCGGUAAGGUACUGUUUUCAAUCAUUCAUAAACAGGACACUGCCAUCGCACAUAUGUACAGUGAGCGACCGAUCUCAUGAAAUGUUGGCUGAAAUUCUGAAAUGCGUUUUCGAUCAAGAAGGAUUACUUAGGCGCAGUUAUAAUGCUGAGUAUAUUGCGGCAUAAUCCUUUAAUAUUUCGGACUGGGCAGGAUGUCAGCUCUUUAAUGCACUGCUUUUAAAUCUGCCGUAGAAACCGUGUUUGAUAAGAAAUGACUACUUAAGUAGCAUACAUUUUUCCCAUUGAUUUUCGAUAGUCUUGCAAAUUCAGAUAUAUUUUAUAGAAACCACGAACAAAAAAACGCAUUCUUUGAGUCCUUUGAUAGAGAAUCACGUCAUCUUCAUACUUUAUGCUUGAAGGAGGGGUAUAAUUAGGUUUUGAAAAAGUUUCUAAUUAUGAGAUUUUUCAAGACCGUGCAAUGUCCAUUCAUACAACAUCGUACCUGUCUCUUUACCACUUCUCCUCAUGAAAUGUAGAACAUGGUCCGCAUCCAUUGCAAAAUAUUAUGGAACCUUUAUAGUAUCCUUUUAAAGGCAUAGAAGAGUAUGUGAUUUUAUUUAGGGGGAAACACAUGCACCUUGUACGCUGAAAUUACUAAACGCUAAUGCAACGGCUGAUCAGGCUCCAAAGUAUUCAGGAAUUAAAAAAACUUUUUUAAAACCUAAUGAUACUCCUUUUUCGAGUAUAAAAUAUGAAGACGAUAUAAUUCUCUAUCUAACGACUGAAGGAAAGCAUAGUUUUAUUCGGGGUUUCUAUAAAAUAUGUUCGAAUUUCCAAGACCAUCGAAAAUCAUUGUUAAAAGUGCCUGCUACUUAAGUAGUCGUUUUUUACCGACUACAGUUUCCACAGAAGAGUAAAAUGUGGAGCAUUCAAAAGCUGAAAUUUUGCCCAGUCUAAAAUAUAUUAGGACUAUAUCCAAUGAGAAUGAAUGUUUCAACCCAACCGGAGUAAACCUUCCCAAUCGAAACACAUUUCGGAAUUUCUGCCAACAUUUCAUGAGAUCGGUCACUCACAGUAUAAGUGACCGUCUAGGCCAAUUGAAGGGACACGUGUCGCCCUUCUAUUCAACAGAUCUGAAAACGUUUCCUAUGGCAGUAUCAGCAAACCAUGACCCUCGCAGACUGAAAUGCGCUGACCACUUAAGUAGAAUGCAUUUUUUUCCGUUGAUUUCCGAUGGUCUUUAAAAUUCAGAUAUAUUUCAUCGAAACCACGAACAAAAAUAUGCUUUCUUACAGUCAUCUGAUAGAGAAUCACGUCUUCUUUAUAUUUUAUACUCAAGGAAGGAGUAUAAUUAGGUUUUACAAAGUUUUCCAAUUCCCGAAUAAUUUGGAGCCUGGUCAGUCUUAGUGAUUCCAGUCUGCCGGGUGCAUGCGUUCCACACAAAGAAAAUCACGUAUUCUUCUAUGCGCUUAACAAGAUACCAUAUAGAGUCCAUAAGAUUUUGCAGUGGAUGCGGACCAUGUACAUUUCAUGAAGAGCAGUGGGAAAAGGACAGGUACGAUGCUAUAUGAAUGGACAUUACACAGUCUUAAAAAAUUUCAUAAUUAGGAACUUUUUUGAAACCUAUUUAUACUCCUUCUUCGAGUAUAAAAUACAACAAUGACGUGAUCCUAUCAAUUGACUGAAAGAAAGCAUAUUUUUGUUCGUGGUUUCUAUGAAAUAUAUCUGAAUUUGCAAGACUAUUGAAAAGCAAUGGGGAAAAUGCAUGUCACUUAAGUAGUCAUUUUUGGCCGAGUACGGUUCCUACAGGAGAUUGAAAAGCAGUGCAUUCGAAAGCUGACAUCUUGCCGAGUCCGAACUAUCAUAGGAUUAUGCCACAAGAUAAUCAGUAUUACAACUGCGCCUAAGUAAUCCUUCUCGAUCGAAAACGCAUUUCUGAAUUUUAGCCAACACUUCAUGAGAUUGGUCACGCACGGUAGGUCGGUUGCUUGGGCUGAUAAGGUAUGCCCUGAGAGCUGGGAAACAUGGACUGAAGUCUCUAAUGACUUGCGAUUCCUUUUAUGGAUAACCAAAGUGCUAGGUUGGUACGCGGCCACGCCAUGAAGUUCUGCUACUGGCGCAAAAGCUCACCUACAGUUUUCAGACGCAAAAGCCCAUCUGCAGUGAAUGACCGAUCUCGUGAAAUGUUAACCGAAAAUCUGACAUGAGUCUUCGAUUAGGAAGGAUUACCUAGGUGGGGUUGUAAUAUUGACUGCCAUGCCACAUGAUCCUAUGAUAUUUCGGACACGCUAGACUGUUGGCUUUUUAAUACACUUCUUUCCGACCUCCUGUAAAAACUGUACUCCUUAGAGAAUAACUACUUAAGCGGUAUGUACUUUCACGUUGAUUUUCGACGGAUUUAUUAAUUCAAGCAUAUUUAAUGAAAAAAUGCAGAAAAAAUAUGCUUUCUUUUACUCAUUUGGUAGCAAAUUCCGUUUUAACAAAGUUUAUCAACCCCCGAAUAAUGUUUAACUCGAUCUGCCGUUGCAUUUCCGCUGAGGGUUUACAGUCCACAUUCAUUCAUACCGUUAAGAAAAUAUCUUUUUGAGCUCAUAAAAUAUCAUGGCGGGUGGGGACUAUGCUGCGGCCAUUAUUAAACAAGUGGUCAAAUGGACGUUGUACGGUUUUGGAAAAUCUCAUAAUUAGAGGCUUUUUAAAACCAAAAGCUGCCCCCUUCUUUGAGUACGAAAUUCGAAGGAGACGUAAUUUGCCACCAAAUAAGCACAAGAAAGACUAUUUUUGCGCGCGUCUCCUGCACAAUAUUUUCAGAUGUGUAAGGAUGUCGAAAAUCGGCAGAGAGAAGGCAUACUACUUAAGUUGCCAUUACCCCCACCUCUCUCCCGGUGUUUUAAGACAAACCUUAAUCGAUUUCUCUUAUCAGUAACACGUUUUUGAUUCUAACCCGUACUGGCCCGAGGAGAAUUCAUCGAAAGCUACGUAUGCUCGCCACCUCGACUUCUGAUUACUGCUAUAGGAAUUUUCGCAACUCUAGAACAGUCUGUUGUUUUUUUUAUUGGGUGCGGUUCUUGAAGGUGGCCGGAAAGAGGUGCGUUCAAAAAUUAGUACUCUGGCUCGUCUGAAACAUCACGGGAUUAUGCCACAAGGUAAUCAGUACUACGCCGAGGCAAUCCUUCCUAAUCGAUGUCACAAUGCCGAAUUUCGACUAACGUUUCAUGACUGUAACACGCGACUACCGUUACAGUAGGUGGGCUAACUCAUGAAAUGUCAACCGAAAUUCCGAAAUGCGCCUUCGUUUUGAGAAGAUUAAUUAAGUAGGAUUGUAAAACUAACCCGUCUGCAGUAUAAUUCUAUAAUAAUUCAGUUACCUCAGGAUGCCGGCUUUCGAAAGAAUUUCCUUCCAGCUGCAUGCAUAAACUAUACUCUGUAAAAAUGACUACUUAAGUAGCCUGCAUUUUUUCUUUAAUUGUCGAUGCCCCUAAAAGUCCAAUUAUAUUUCAUAGAAAAAAUACAUAAAAAUAUUCAUUUCCGCUCAUUCGGCAGAAAAUUACGCCAUCUUCCAAUUAGAUACUUGAAGGAAGGGUAUUAUUCGGUUCUCAAAAACUUAUCCAAUUCUCGAAUAAUUUUGAGUCCGUUCUGCCCUUCACGCUUGCAUUCACGGUUUCAAAACUACAAGCCGUGUAUUUUCCGCGUACGGAAAACUACACAGUUCUCUACGGUAUUCAGAGGAGACCAUAUGGGAUUCAUAAGAUUUAGCAUUUGAUUGGAUCCCUGUCGUUAAGUUUACAAACCACGUUGGUAAAUGCAGAGACAUGACGUUUUAUGAAUGGCCAUUUCACGGUACUAAAGUCUCACGAUUAGAGACUUUUUUAGCAUCGAAUUAUGCCACUCCUUCGAGUAUAAAAUUGAGAGAAGGUGUAGUUUUCUACCGAAAGAGUGGAAGAAUGAAUAAUUUCUUGUUUUCUAGGAAAUAUGAUAAGACUUUAAGGGCAUCGAAAAUCAAUGAGAAAAAUAAAUGCUACUUAAGUAGUCAUUUUCCACAGAAUAUAGUUUAUGCAUGCAGCCGGAAGGAAGUUCAUUCGAAAGUCGGCAUCCUGAGGCAACUGAAAUAUUAUAAGUUCAGCGAAUAUUCCCAUGGUGCAAUUGAAAAGUCAAAUUGGCGAACACGUGUUUUCAGUAACUCUUCAUCAGGCCAAAACGGUUACAAUGAAGUUUAAGUUAUGCGAGUUACAUGACUUAUAAAUGAUUCGGGACAAUUAACAUCGAUCGUUCCCACUCCACUCGCAUGACGAGGCGUGCUAUGGCGUGGUCGGCGUGUCGUGGUAAUUGGGUUCGGGGGGCGAGGAGGAGGGGGGGCAUAGGCUGUGAGUGCGUCGUGUACCUUGUGCACCCACCCUGGCAUCAGGAGGUUGGAGCGACGUUGUGGUCGGCGUCGGCCACGGAAGACAGAGCGCCUGUGUCAGAGUCUUCUGACAGCAUAGCACUGGAUUGGCUAGCCGUAUAGCCACUGCCUCAGCUGUAGCUAGCACCCGUUGGCGGAGGCCUUUGGAGAAGCCUGCUGGUGUCCGGUAGACAAUCUGAAAGGCUUCUUUGGCAUCGACUCGGUGAUUCGUAUCGACAAGAUGUGCGAGAAUAGAACUCGAGAUCGAUUUCUUCUCACCUUUGCCUAGCCAGGCCGGUAUGUGUUCACGUACUCUCUUUUCCAAACGCCUCGUUGUACGGCCGAUGUAGCCCGCUCCACAGGAGCAAGUGAAUGAAUAAAUACACAUUGAUGUGGCCUGCAACGGGAGUUGGUCUUUACCUCCCAAGCGUAGGAGGGGAGAGUUAGUGAAACACACACGUAAGUUCGCCGCGGGGAAAGCGUUAGUGAUCGCUGUCUUCAGACGUCUUUUUACCAGUUGACUUGCUGCGUCUCCUUGAAAAGGCAAUCGUAUAAAUAAGUCCUUCUUUUCUGCAGUUGCCUUGGUAGGUUUUGCAGUGCGCUCCCCUAUAUUUCGAAGGAUAAAUCUUUCUGGAUAUCCGUUUUCGUGGAGUGUAUCCCGCAGCUGCUGCAGUUCUGCCUCCACAGUCUCAGGAGAGCAGAUACGUCGCACUCUAGCUGCCAAUCCCUGGACUAGAUUUCGUUUGAUGUUGAGGGGAACAAAACUGUGAAAGUUAAUGUAUUGUCCCCUCCAGGUUUUCUUUCGGAAUACUCUACGUUGGAUAGACCCAUCCUCUUGUCUGUGCAGAAGAACGUCGAGGAACGCGAUUUCAUUGUUUGCCUCAAACUCUGCAGAGAACGUUAGCGAGGGGUGUGAAUUGUUGAAUUUUUGAAUCAGGACGUCUGUGUCGGUGGUAACAUCCGUCAGGCAGAAAAUAUCGUCUACGUACCGACCGUAGAAGCUGAGGUCAUUAAUGGUGUCUUGUAAACUUGUCAUCUCGACUUUGCCCAUGAAGACAUUUGCGAGGAAUGGGCCGAGCGGUGAGCCCAUCGCUACGCCGUCUAUUUGCCUGUACAAUUGACCAUUGAAAUAUUAUAGACUGACUAGUUUUACAACCCUACUUAAUUAAUCUUUUCGAAACGAAAACGCAAUUCGGCAUUUCAGUGGACACUUCAUGAGUUAGCCUGCCUACUGUAGGUGGAGGCCGUUCCACUAUCGGCCACGUGUGUGUGUGUGUGGACGCGUCAGGGGGGCCGCAACCACGCCAAAGUCUCCCCGGCACGGGCUCUCACCUCACGGCCGUGGAGCGGGUAAUCGGACGUGUCAGCGCCUAACGCCUGCGUCAUCCACGCGCCCGCACGCACGCACGCACUCCGCCGCGUGACUCAGUGCAUGCGCACAUGCCGGCCACGUCGACGCCACCCCCCCCCCCGCGCACAGGCCUUUGCCACGACAAUCUAGGCUGAUCCCAACGCCGGCAGCUUGCACUUUCUCGUCUCCCAGGCCAGCGAUUCCAAGCCUCCUUUAUAUUUAGCCUGUGUCCUUACCGGAACAAGAAAAAUCAAACGCUCGCCUGUCCGCUUCGGUUGCCGCUUACAGCCAGUCGGUUCGACGAAAGCCACCCUCUCCUUAUGCUCCCGCAAACAACGAUAUUUUGUUGACGCACGUAUGGUAGGCUCGCUGGAAAACUAGCAGGAUUUUGAAAAGUCAAUUUGGCAAACAGGUGUUUUCGGUAACUCGCCAUCAGGCCAAAACAGUUACAGGGCUUAUAAGUGAUUCAGGGGCUAUUAACACCCAUCGUUCCCACGCCACUCGCAUGGCGAGGUCGGCGUGUCGUGAUCAUUGGGUCAGUGGGGCGAGGGGGACAUAGGCUGUGAGUAAUGUUUGUACGUCGGGUACGUUGUGUAAACACCACUGCCAUCAGGAGUUUGGGGUUGGCGUUGGCCACGGAAGACAGAGCGCCUGUGUCAGAGUCUUCUGACAGCAUAGCACUGGAGUGGCUAGCCGUAUAGCCACUGCCUCGGCUGUAGCCAGCACCCGUUGGCGUAGGCCUCUGGAGAAGCUUGUUGGUGUCAGGUAGACAACCUGAAAGGUUUCUUUGGAAUCGACUCGGUGAUUCGUAUCGACAAGAUGUGCGAGAAUAGAACUCGAAAUCGAUUUCUUUUCACCUCUGCCUAGCCAGUAUUUUGUCAGCCUGUUUUUUUUACUGCUUUCGUUAUGAUAUAGAGAAGUGGGGAACUCGCGCAGCUAGACGUUGGCUGGGCCUUAUAAAUAGUUGGUGUGUUUUCGGGUCCAAGUGCCCUUCGAUCUUCUGCCACUACAAAAUCAACGUUGGCUCUGACAUCUGACCGCGUUCUCAGCAAGUUUAGCUAACCUUCGGGGGCCCCAACCAACUGUGUUAACGCCGAGUAACCGGUUGGGCUGAGUCGCUGCGAAACGGUAAACGGAGUUCACAUCCCAGUCGACAACUUCAUCUAAGCAUAGGUGAUCCUAAGAGUAUACACCCUGAGGUAGGCUUUCAAUAUAGCUGCAGGGAGGUUGCCCUAUACCCGUCCUUGCUAGCCCGCUUAAAUCCGUGUUUGCACACCGACACGCAGGAGAACCGGCUUUUGAUUCGUUUCUGACUCAGCACGACUGGCUAGCCGACUCGACGUAUUCCGAAGUUGCUUCAUUUACCAUCCCACGACAGCACAAAUUAAGCUGUUGUCAGCAAAGAAAGUUGUAGAAGCCCAGGUUUACAUCUGAUUCGAGACGAUGGCGUCUCACGGUAGUGGCGUUCAGCGAUCUAUUCUGGUUGAAGGAUAGAAUACGGGAUCUGCCAGCAAGGUUAACUGCAAAACAGGCCGGUUUGCCAAAAGAAAAAGAACAAGGCAAAGGCGACAAAGCAUGCAGUAUUUACUGACGUCAUCAAUUUCGAGACCUCUCAUUCAGCUGUGUACGGUCAUUGCGUAGUUAUAUGACAAGACAGACUGCUCAAUCAACGAUCGACCUAGCGAGAUAAAACGUGAUAGGUAAUCUGAAACAUGGGUCUAGUAUGCGGGUGCAUAUGGCGAGGGGGGGAGGGGGAGAGAAGUCAUCCAAGUAUGAGAGUUAGGACUACAGUGAGAACUUGUCCGGCGUGCUUUAGAGUGCAACGUGCGGGGAGGGGGGGGGGGCGAAAUGAGAGGGCGUACAUGAGAACAGGGUUUCGUCCACAAUCCAUCCUUACCAUGGUAGUGCCAGGUUUAUCAUGUGGUCCAACUGCUUACAGUGUUCUGGUUUCCUCCUCCGCAUUGCAGCGGCCUCUGCAAAGCGCAAGAUACGCUUGGUCGUCGCCCGAAACAGGACCUUGGAUGCAACCAUUGGGUCCACCGUAUGGCCCGUAUCCACUAGGUGCUUUGUGAUUGAGCUCCUGGGUACCUUAUUUUCCGCCUUUAGCAGCCACUUCGGCAUGUGUUCAGCUGACCGAGCUGCCAACUGCCUUUGCGUACGCUCAAUGUACUUGCAUCCGCAACUACAUGUAAGCUCAUAAAUACAGUUUGAUGUGGCGUGUCAUAUAACUAUGCAAUGACCGUACGCAGCUGAAUGAGAGGUCUCGAAAUUUAUGGCGUCAGUAAAUACUGCAUGCCUUGUCGCCUUUGCCUUGUUCAAAUUUAUUCCGGGAAAACAUUGCUUCAAAAGAAAAAGACGAGUUCACGGGGAGAGGUUUAUUUUCGGUCUGGUGUUUGGAGUAGCGGUUUUGGCUGUUCAUCUGCGGAGACUGGCGAUUCCUGUGCACAGCUCAUUUUUCCUGAUGCUAAUUGUGGGGGGUGGGGGAGAGGUGGAAUGAAUCGGACCCCCCAGUUUCACUAUGACCCAUGUCAUCCCCGUCCUCGUUGGCCUCGGUGAUAAUUAGCGGUCCCGAUUAUUUCACGCCCUCAUUAUCUCCUGUCAAUUAAGUCCAUAAAAUCAUAUAGAGGAGAGGGAGGUUUGUCUGGCGGUUAAGUCAACAGUCGGUGGAUAUCCAGGCUCCUUGCACUAAUCUUGGUUGGCAUGUGAUCGUCGUCUCGGGUUGCAGUCUCAAAGGCGUCAUAAUAGAAGAUGUGUCCUGCCUGCACAGCACAGACCCGACUUUGGGUCAAAUCGUUGCAUGGCCAUUUGAUGCUAAUGCGUCUGCCAGCUUCGACCGGUUUCUUCGAAGUAAUUGAAGAUGGGCAUCCGGCAUAACUAUCCGAGACGUCAGACCGUAAAUAAACCUCCCAACGAACGCCUCCCCCUGUUCCCUUGACAUGCCACCCGGGCAUCGUAGUCGCGAACCAGCAGGUAGCAAUGCAGACCGGAUGCGGAGAAAAACGGCCCCUCUGCAAUAUGUUGCAAUGCUGAUAGAAGCGAACAGGCGAGUUCCAGGUAGCAGUUGAGAAGACGAAGAUGUGAUCACUGGAACAAGAAAUUUAUUGGCCGAGUCGUUAAUUGCCGUGAUUUCGUCAUCCGUGGUGGAUGCUGGUGUGAUGAUUGCUCGGCAAGUAGGCUCACUGUCACUGGGAUAAUUGCUCGUCCGCGCCCUUCCCACGUGACUGAUUCCCCUGCCAGGGAAAAUCUUAGCACGGAAUAUGGUAUCGGGAGGUCAUUGAGGAAGUCCGUGGGCCUAGGACAAGUUUGGUUCCACACUCGCCAACCCGAAAUUUUGACGGACGUCCAGAUCGUAAGACAUCGAUUCGCGCUUGUCGUCCAUGUCGUCAGCGACAUAUUCAGAAGACGGAGAAGCGAUCACUGGGGUAAGAAAUUUAUUAGCCCGACGUUUCGAAUUCUUACUCGAAUUUAUCAUCAGAGACAGUCGCAGAUAAAGGUGAUGGUGGCACCAGAAGUGUAGUAUUUAUAGCACGUUGCUGCCGCGCACUGCAAUUAACAGUUUUUGCAAUCACCGCCGGGGUCGGAAUUGGUGCGAUGAUUGCCUGUCAGUCUGCGUCCGAGUCGUAAAUGGCCGUGAUUUCGUCAUCCGUGAUGGAUGCUGGUGCGACGACUGCUCUACAAAUUGGCUCAGUGUCACUGGGAUACUUGCUCGCCCGCGCCCUCCGAACGUGACUGAUUACCUUGCCCAGGGAAUCACUCCACUCCACUCACUCCACUUGGAGUUGGGGUUGUACACAGGCCGAAAGCAACUAUUAGGCGUCAAGUCAUGAGGCCGAAAGACCCACUGCCACGGCAGGAAACGUCUGGCGUCGUUUACCGGAUCUGGUGCAGUCGCGGACAAAACAAGUAGGUCGGAGAAACUGGGAGAUUACACCGUACGCGAAUUGCCGAGCACUCAGCAGCAAUGAGGCGGGGCGACGCUAGCUCUCAGGUGGCGGCUCAUUCGACGGGACCUGGCCACAUUUUCAAGUUUCAAGAGGCCGAAAUCCUCGCAAGAGGUGACAACCGCGUGAGCCGCGAGCUGCUCGAUUCAUGGUUCUCAGGCCCGUAAUCCAUCAACAAGCACAAUGACCUCCCGGUACCCUAUAGCGUACUGCGAUUUUCCCUGGGCAGGGGAAUCAGUCACGUGCGGAGGGCGCGGGCGAGCAAUUAUCCCAGUGACACUAAGCCAAUUCGCCGAGCAAUCGUCACACCAGCAACCAGCACGGAUGACAAAAUCACGGCCAUUAACGACUCGAACGCCGACUGACAAGUCAUCAUCGCAUCAAUUACGACCCCAGCGGUGAUUGCGAGAGCUGUUAAUUACAGCGCGCAUAUGGUCCCACGGCAGCCACGUGCUAUAAAUACUGCACUCCUUGUGCCACCAUUACCCUUACCUGCGACUGUCUCUAAUGAUGGAUUCGAGUGAGAAUCCGAAACGUCAGACGAAUAAAUUUUUUUGUUCCAGUGAUCACAUCUUCGUCUUCUGAAUAUGUCGCAAUGUCCCCUGACGACAUGGACGGCAAGCGCGAAUCGAUGUCUUACGAUCUGGACGUCCGUCAAAAGUUUGAGUUGGCGAUUGUGGAACCAAACUUGUCCUAGGCCCACGGACUUCCGUAAACUUCCCCAAUCUCUACUGGUGCUACGGUGUUUGUGGCGCCGAUAAGUCCAAACCUCUGUCAGUGCGUCUGGCGGAAGAAACACAGGCCAGUCCCCUCUGAGAGAACUAAGUAGGCUUCGCAUACUAGAACUCCUUCUGCACUUGAAACGCGGAACCCGUCUCACUGAGAUAUGGUCGUCGAACGCUGAGGAACGUCCCAAAUCCCGACACUGACAUGUCUGGUCGACACAACCGCCUUGCAGGGGGGUCAGGCUAAAACUUUACUUGUGUGUCGGUUGCCAGUGCCCCUGAAUAUUGCACUUGCGCGUCUUCCGGGUUUUUUACGUGUACUUGGUACGCCUGACCCUUGCGUUGUUACGGUGUACGUGUGACCUUACCGUUGCCGGAUUUCGGGAUCCCAAGGCUGUGGGUCAUCAGUUAGUGCUGCCCCAAUUGCGGACUGUACACCUCAGGCCUCCAUCCGAAUCCGUUAAUCAUUCCGGUCGCAACGGACAGAACAACACUCAAUGAUCAGAGAAGCCUAGCACGAACCCCAGGUCAUCCAGACCUGGUUCUGACGACAAAUAAGUCAUAAAUGGCCAUUCCAGUGUUACUGUCGUUGUCGGUGAAAACUGCUCAGACGAAUGUUUGCAGUCGUUCGCCUCAAUCGUCACUGCCUGUAUUGCGACGUGCCGGACCCCUUAUCGUUUCGUUCUUCUCAUGGAUUUCGACCUUCCCCCGGCACUCCCUACAGUCUUUCAUGCUGUACGGUGGCAUGCCAUCGUUCAGGUCAGGUCACCUAUAACUACAUGAGAAGUGUUCAAAUCCCACGUGAAGGACAGAAGGUUCUUUCGUAAACCACUGGUAGACCAGACUCCACGACAUGCCGACAGACAACCUCCCGGUCGUGGUCCUGACGGUCUGUUUUGCAGAGCUGCAGCGUGCAAUGCCAAUGGACAUAAAAAAGUAGGCUCCCCUCAACAAGGUGAUAUUUCCGGGUCUGUGAUCUAAGAUACCUGUCCAGACCAAGGUAAACGACGAGAAUCUUAAGCUGGCAGAGAGCUUCCGAUCGACUUCUUGGUAAAACGGAGUACAUACAGGUGAGUCGAUCAUAGAGCUGGUCAGGCCAACUUUGUCGAAACCCACGGAGUUCGGGGGGAGGAUAAAUCAGAAGACGAGUUUUAGAGUACACGAAGACUUCGGUAUGCAUUUUAGAUAAGGCCCCGUACCCAGGACACACCCAUUGUCUGGAAACACUGGACCUAUGGGGCCUGCAGUCGAAGCCGUUUUCCAGCCCCGCGUCUCAAGCGACAGACUGUACGGUCGGCUAGGAAGACAUAUCAACUACCUCCUUUUACCUGCCGACCGAGACGGCUCGAACGCAUACUUAGUCUGCACAAAGGCAAGUUUGUUGGCGACGGCACGGUCGGCGAUGAAAUCGAGGUGGCCAGUUUAACAGGUAGAGAACAGACCUGGUCCUUCGGCCUGCUGUGCCAACCGACUUAUCCACACUCUAGUCUACCGCAACGGAGGAACGUCAUUUAUGAUGCGGUAGACUCGUGAAUGAGUUAGCUGAGGGGAUUAGUAUGGAUGUCGUUGCGCUCAAGUACUUCUGAGUUUCGAAUCUAACUCCCACGGAGGCUUCCAUGGGCCUUAUGGCAGCUGCAGCGACCUUGGUUGGGAGUCAGUAGGUCGAAACCACCUGUUCAACUCGUGUGCCGGACUGAGAUCAUUAUGCAGCUUAAAUAUUUUUGCAUUUACUUCGGCCCCCAUAGUUUGGUGCAUUAUCUGCCAUUGAGUGUUAAUUUCUCCAUACCGCCAUAAUUCACAGGAGUCCGAGUCUUCCUGGGUCCCAACGUUAACAGACAUGCGGUCCUGGCUGGAGCUUUUCUGCCACCUCUCCGAGUCAUGCAACAACUUCUGCCCAGCCUGCCCUUCUCCUUCUACUGCUCCUCCUUGCUGUUGGCCUACUCGUCCUCUCGGCUGUCGACUGUCCAUAGUGCCAGGGCGGAACCGGUGGUAGUCAAACUUGUUGACUUCGCGCACUUUCGGUCAAAACUCGAGUCGCUCGACACCUCCGGAUUUUCGCACGGGUUGGACACGCUCGUCGGAAUGUUUCUUAAGGCCUCGUCUGACUCAUGCCAACUGCCCGACCCAAGUCCCCUAUCUAUCCUCUAG